This is a messenger RNA of Episyrphus balteatus (marmalade hoverfly), 1300 nucleotides long. Its product is annotated as steroid receptor RNA activator 1. NCBI's taxonomy places the organism in Eukaryota, Metazoa, Arthropoda, Insecta, Diptera, Syrphidae. Gene Ontology annotation, cellular component: nucleus. Bases 134 to 1024 code for a protein of 296 amino acids. Gene Ontology annotation, biological process: regulation of transcription by RNA polymerase II. The record is from RefSeq and is a predicted model, not a curated record. The transcript is spliced from 3 exons.
CCAAAAACGUCAAACGCAAUUGAUUUAUUUUUGUGAAACAAAAAUUUUCAUUUCUUCUACACAAAAAAAAAGAACGAAAAAAAAAGCAUUUAAUUUAUUGUUAUAAAUUCCAAUUUGUGUCUAAAUUUAAAAAAUGUCUGAUAAAGCACCACCACCAACAACUUCCUCAGCAGGUACACAUACCCCAGGUUGGAAUGAUCCACCAAAUCUCCAAUACAAUCCGCUCAGUAAUGCUCCUGGCAAAACCAAGUUAAAUCUAAACAAACGAAUUGCAUUUCCAUUGCAAGGUGGUCCAACAACUUCCAAACCGACGGCAAUAGUUCAGCCAAAUCAGGCAAAUGCACCGCCACUGUUGCCCAUGACAAUGCCACCAUUGGGAGUGACUCCGAAUCAACAUCCAGUUGCUGUUGUUCAUCCAAUGCCAAAUAUAAAUGCUCCACCAUUAUCACAACCUCCAACGGCGGCUCAAACAUCAGCUCAAACGUCCCCUUUACAACCGCCAACGCAGCAGCAAACUUUUGUCGAACCGCUGCCUGACGAUGCCCAACAAUUUGCUUUGGGGAUACUUCGUUUGCAGUUGAUUAAAGUUCAGGAAACACCAAAUGUGCGUUUGGAUGAAAUCCAAAGGCGUAUUGGGGUAAUGGAAGAAUUAUGGCAAUCGGGCAAUUUGUCGCAGCCAAUUCAGGCGAAAAUUUAUAAAAUUGCUAAAGCUGUGGAAACUAAUAGCUUAGCGGAAGCAAUGGAGACUUACACAUCGCUGGUCUUAAGUCAUUCCAAUGAAUGUUCUACCUGGGCGGUAGCUUUACGACACAUAAUCUUGACUCUUCAACCGAAUAACGCACGCCCUCUACCGUCGUCGGUUGAUGAACACCAACAUAACCAAACAACCACCACCUCGUCGGCCAGCAACAGCAGUAGUCCCCAACAACAACAACAAACAGCGACGAACUGUGUCCUUGUGCCCGCAAUGCCACGCAUCACAAACCAACCCAACGACAGAGUAAAUCCCGUACAACAUAUUUGAUUGUCUUCUUCUCAACGACAACAACAUCAUCAACAGCUGGACGAAUCUUGAGUUCUCUUGUGUAAUUUUUUUGUGGAAAGACCAAUUUGAUGUUUCGUCGUCUUCUCAUAAAAUCUCUUCAUCUCUCAGGGCUGGAGAUUUUCUUUGGAUGAUCUCUCGACUCUGUUUUUUUUUUUUUUUUAUUUAAAACAAAAACAAAAAAAAAUUGUGAAAAAGGAAAUGCAUGCAUUCAACUACUGUUAUAUUUAUUUUAAAUAAAAAAACAAAUUAAUUAUA